This is a messenger RNA of Anopheles cruzii, 2022 nucleotides long. It is a transcript of the gene ath, whose product is annotated as ATP-dependent RNA helicase DHX33. Gene Ontology annotation, cellular component: nucleolus; intracellular anatomical structure. The transcript has 3 exons. NCBI's taxonomy places the organism in Eukaryota, Metazoa, Arthropoda, Insecta, Diptera, Culicidae. Bases 1 to 2022 code for a protein of 673 amino acids. Gene Ontology annotation, biological process: positive regulation of transcription by RNA polymerase I. The record is from RefSeq and is a predicted model, not a curated record. Gene Ontology annotation, molecular function: ATP hydrolysis activity; RNA binding; ATP binding.
AUGGAUUCUGGACUUUCCAGCCGCAACAGCUCGGGAAAUCAACAACUUUCGCGUUCCUACACCAAGCAGGAUGCGGCCAAACAGCAGCGGCAGUCACUGCCCAUCUAUUCCGUGCGCAAAUCCUUGAUGGACUUGAUACGAAAGUCCCCGACCACGAUCGUGCUCGGCGAAACUGGGAGCGGCAAAACCACUCAGAUGCCACAAUUCAUCUACGAGGCCAGUCUCAAUGGAGACAAGCUGAUUGCCAUCACACAACCGCGGCGCGUCGCGGCCAUCACCGUCGCCAAGUGGGUGGCGAUGGAAAUGGGGACGAGUUUGGGGGAACUGGUCGGUUACACGGUACGCUUCGAGGACAUGACGUCGGAAAACACACAAAUAAAGUACAUGACCGACGGCAUCCUGUGCCGGGAGGCCCUGUCCGACCGGCAGCUUCGAAACUACAACGUAAUCAUACUGGACGAGGUGCACGAGCGCACGGUAGCGACCGACAUUUUGCUGGGCAUCGUCAAAAAGGCACAGCAAACGCGGGCCGCCAAACGAUUGCCACCGCUAAAGGUGAUCAUUAUGUCGGCCACCAUGGAUUGCGAUCACUUUGCGAGCUACUUCUCCGACUGCCCGAUCGUGUACCUGCAGGGCCGAACGUACCAGGUGAAGGUAUACCAGAUGGUCGAGAAAAUACACUACAUCGAGGCGUGCCUCAAGACGGUGGUUGAGAUUCACCAGAAACAUCCGCCCGGAGACAUACUGGUGUUCCUGACGGGCCAGGAAGAGAUCGAUGCAACGGUCAACAAAAUGCGACGUUUGGCAAAGAUAUUCCCUUCAGAUCUAAUCAAACUGGCCAUAUAUCCAAUGUACGCAGCUUUGCCGCAAACGCAACAGCUCGAUGUGUUCAAUCCAGCGCCAUCCAACGUUCGGAAGGUUAUCUUCGCCACAAACAUUGCCGAAACGUCCAUCACCAUCAACGGCAUUCGGUACGUAAUCGACUGUGGUCGAGCGAAGGUCCGUUCGUACGACCCCAUCACCGGGCUGGAUAUGCUGAAAGUUUCCUGGGUAUCACAAGCGCAAGCUCACCAGCGUACGGGGCGCGCCGGGCGCAUUACGGAUGGCGUCUGCUUCCGCACGUACACUCGGGCCGACUACGAUCGGAUGGACAAAAUGACCGUACCGGAAAUUCUGCGCUGCAAUCUGGCAUCCACCAUCCUGCAUUUGCUCGUGCUGGGCAUCAGUUACAAAGACUUUGACUUUAUCGACCAACCGCCCGAUGAAGCAAUAGUCGGGGCGCUGCUGGAGCUGAAAGCGCUGAACGCGAUCUCGUCGGUGGAAAACCCGAUUCUCACCGUACAAGGCAGCAAGAUGGCCCGGUUCCCGCUGGACCCGAAGUACGCCAAGAUGCUGCUGGCUGCACCCAAGUACGGGUGCCUUGAGGAGAUGCUCACGAUAAUCGCGAUGCUUUCCGGUGAAAACAUUUUCACCAACAGCGUACAGAAGCGCGAACAGAUGCUGAUCGCGCACUCGAAGUUCUACGACAAAACGGGCGACCACAUAACGUUGCUGAACGUGUUCAACGAAUUCAAAACGAAAGCCAGACCGAAGAUCUGGUGCUUCGAUAACUUUCUGCACGAGCGCAAUCUCACGCACGCGGCCUCGGUACGCGAGCAGCUGAGUGAGAUUUGCAAGUCGCUCGAAAUGCCGACCAGUUCCUGUGGCAAGGAUACGGUACCGGUAGCCAAGUGUCUGCUGGUGGGUCUGUUCGCCAAUAUUGCCACCAAACAGCCCGAUCAUCUCUAUCUGACCACGACCAGCUCGCUUAAGGCCCGCAUCCACCCGUCGAGCGCCAUUAGCGGCAAGUCCCGGCCGGCCAUAGUGGUCUACACCGAGUUGGUGGCCACGCGGCUCAACUAUCUGCGCUACGUGACGGAAGUCGCGGCCGAGUGGAUCGAUGAGGUGGUGCCAUCGAACGCACACCCGAACCAGUCCGGUUACGGUGAGAGUGGCUUUCGAGCGUUUGCAACGCACAAGUGA